Molecule: messenger RNA, 10026 nt
Organism: Astyanax mexicanus (Mexican tetra)
Lineage: Eukaryota; Metazoa; Chordata; Actinopteri; Characiformes; Acestrorhamphidae
Gene: samd12
Product: sterile alpha motif domain containing 12
Exons: 5
Coding region: 473-1024 (183 amino acids)
Biological process (GO): cell surface receptor protein tyrosine kinase signaling pathway
Cellular component (GO): cytoplasmic side of plasma membrane
Molecular function (GO): protein binding
Source: RefSeq, a predicted model, not a curated record
CCUGGCACUGGCUGUAGAUGGGGGAUGGAGCCCCGUGCACAUGCUGUACGGAUUGCCGGAUUCACAUUACUCAGCUCGCGCGCUGUUACCGUCCGCCCACUGAUGCCCAGGAGCUGAGGGAUCUGAGCUGCUGCACUGAGGGACCACCAUAAGACGAAUGAUUGAGUGAAGGAGGACUGGGGAAUUGUUGUAUACAGUGUUUUUUUGUUUUUGUGUUCCUAUUGAUAUGGCAGGUUUAUUGAUGCUGGAAGGCGUUUAAGUUAUAGGAUACGAUAUAUGCCAUUUUUAUUUAUUAGCUAAGGGUUGAACGUUAAAUACGGUGGAAAUAACAAAACGUCUCAUCGUUUAACGUUAACGUUUUAUGGGACGUUUCUGAGCGCCGUGUCAAUGUACGCUGAGCUCGGCUCGGUUCGGCUGGGCUGAACAGGUGCUUCCUCCUCCUGCUCCAGUCAGUCAGUCAGUCAGUCUCACGAUGCUCGGCCAGUCUCCACAUCUGAUCGGAGGCAUCCUGUGGAUUCAGAACCCCAUGCGAGCUGUCCACUGUAACUUAAGUCAGAAUGGAAUCGAUCACCAGGUGUGCACAGAGGAUGUGACCUCAAACCUGGAGGAAGAACCUAUUGAUCACGGCCCGGGGCUGGACGAUGACAGCCCGGGGUUUCAGGACCAGAGUCCUGGCUUCCAGUGCCGCGCCCCGCCCCAGCGCUCCGUCUCUGAGUCUGAGCUGUCCAGGCCAGGGACGGUGAAGCUGUCCAAACCGGUCGCUCUGUGGACCCAGCAGGACGUGUGUAAGUGGCUGAAGAAGCACUGCCCCAACCAGCACCAGGUCUACAGCGACUCCUUCAAACAGCACGAUAUCACAGGCCGAGCUCUGAUGAGGCUGACUGAUAGAAAGCUGGAGAGAAUGGGAAUCAUGCAGGAGAGUCAGAGACAGUACAUCCUCCAACAGGUCCUGCAGCUCCGCGUCAGAGAGGAGGUCCGCACCCUGCAGCUCCUCACACAAGCCUCUCUGGAGAGUUCUCCAUAAGCCGAGCGUUCCUGGAGACCAGCAAGCCGCUACAUGACCCUCCAACCAACCGUCUUCUCAAAUGUCAAAUGGCACACGCACCAGCCCCUGGACUGCAACCAUUCUCUUGAACCUGAACAUCUUCUUGAGACUUCCUUCUGACUUCAGGCUUCAGACUUCCUGAUCUGCCCCUGUGUUCCACAAGCCCUUACCUCCCUUUAACCCACUCUCUUUUUCCCAUCACCAACACCACCACCCCAAUUCUCUUCAAGAGGAGCCCUCAAGGCUUCUCUUUAGCAUUUGUCUUCUUCCUGUACUGAAGAGAUGGACCUCAAAAGCCCUGGACCAUGGAUCUUCUUCCCACUUGAGGGACAGUGUGAGAGACUAACUGCCCAAGUAGCCCACUCUCUGUAUGUAAUCUCAUCUGAAAUGUAGCACUUUAACCGUCUUCUUCCCGACAGUAACCCGUACAGAGCCUGUUAGCUACGCUCUGCAGACUAGCAUGAUGUUCUGCCACACCAACCAGACCUCCUAAUCACUUUAGUAGGGGAGCUGGCCUCUUUCUUUUCUUUUCUAUUUCUGUGUCUCAUUUUCUUACUCGCCCUCUCUCUCUCUCUUUCCGUCUCUGUGAAUUCCUCCUCACCUCACUACAUGACAGCGGAAGAACUGCGUUAGAGAUUGCAUUUUGCACACCUGUGUAUUAUCUAACCUCCCCCCCCCCUCCAUGUUACUUCCUCUCAGUCUGCUGUCUCCGUCUGUCGUGUGAAGUGUCUUGUCUGUUGUAGAUUUGCUUAAUGAGUCAUCUCUUUGUUCUGUUUUUGUGAGUCCCCGUGAUCGAGUUCCCUCAAUGUUCCUGUGCCACAGACGUCUCUCUAGUCUCAAGUCCUUCCCUCAAUCUGAACUGCACUGUGACUCUGACCAGGUGUCUUAAAGCAACCGACUUCCCCACCCUUCCAUAGAGGGAACACUUCUUCCCAAGUUCUUCUCAAACUCUUGUUUAUUGACUUGAAAGGUCUUGAAGCACUUGACCUCUAUAAGAGUUAGAAUGGGAAUUUGUUGCAAAGACAUGCAAGUGAUAGUUAUGAAGAAAAGUGGAAAAGAAAAUGGUCAAUGAAUGAUGGAUGAUGUGCUCCUCAGAAGAUCGAAUCUCCCUCUUUGCAAUGGACCACAACACCCUUCCACAGGGGGCGCUUCGUCCCAACAUCAUUUUUUUCCCAGCACUGGAUUGCAGACCCUAUAUUUUGAUCCCUGACAAGAAAUCUUAAAGCACUUGACCUUCAUCAGGAUUAGAAUAGAAACUAGGAGCAAGAACCUGAUCCGAGAGCAGUGUAAACUUCUAUCAGCACUGCAUCCAUAGUAAAUGAUGGAUGAUAUGCACCUCUGAAGAUUGAACCUUCAUCCUCCAUCUUUUUUUGCAAUGGACCACCAUGUCCUUCUACGUGGGGUGCUUCUUCCCAAUUUUUCAGCACUCCUAUGCUAUUGUCCCCUGAUUUGAAUAGUCUUGAAGCACUUGACCUCCAUUGAAGUUAGAAGGGAAACAUGGGGUAAAAGGUUGAUUUGAGAGCAUAGACACUUUUGUAAGAGCUGUAUCUGUUAAGUCUCAGAAAAUGGCAACUAAUUCCCAUGAAGCAAGAAAAAAGAAAGAAAGAGAAAACUGAAAAAUGAUGGAUGAUAUCCUCCUCUCAAAGAUUAGACCUCACUGCUUUAGCUCUUUGCAACAGAUCACCAUGCCGAUUCACUUUCAGCACUGGAUUAGACAUUCCAUACUUUUGUCCCCCCUGACCUGAAGACAGACCUGAUGUGUUUGGCCUCCACCAGGCUUUGGAGGGAAACUAGGAGCAAAAAGCUGACCUGAGAGCAGUAGAAACAUUUAUUGAAGCUGUAUUCAUUGUAAAGCCUUGGAAAAUGGCAAAUCAUUUCCAUGGAUAAAGGUUGAAGAGAAAAGUGGAAAAUGAUGAGUGCACCUCCAAUGAUUAUGCCUCCCCUCUCCAACUCUUUGCAAUGUACCACCAUGGCCUGAAGACAGACUUGAUGAGAUAAACCUCCAUUUGACUAAGAGGGGGGAUGAAGAGCAAGGAGCUGAUCUGGGAUCAAGAACCAGUGGAAACUUUCACUGGAACAGCAUUUGUUGUAAAGCCUUGGAAGAUGGCAAGUGGCUCUCAUAAAGAAAGAUGCCUCAACUUUUAAAUCCUAUACUCUUGUUCCCUGACAUUAACACAGUCAUGCAGUGCUCGACUUCCAUUGGAGUAGGAAGGGGCUUGAGAAGUAAGGAGCUGAUCUGGGAUCAGCUACAUUGGAACAGAUUUGGUUGUAAAGCCGUGGACAAUGGCAAAUGAUUUCCAUGAAUGAAGAUGGAAGAGAUAACUGGAAAAUGACUGAUGAUGUGCUUCUCUCAAAGAUCUCAAAGGCCUUCCUUCUCCAGCUUUUUGCAGCAGACCACCCCAUCCUUCCACAGGGGACACUUUUUCCUAACCUCAUCAACUUUCGGCACUGGAGUAGACAUCUUAUACUUGAUCGAAGCUGAUCUAAAAGCAGUAAAAAGGUUUUUAGCCAUUAAUUCCAUUGUAAAGCCUUGAAAAAUAGCAAGUGAUUCCUAUGAAGUUAAGUGCAGACGAAACAAGCAAAGAUGAUGAUGUGGUUCUCUUGAAGAAUAGAUCACAAUAGAUCACCCCAACUUUCCACAGAACUUGAAAAUUCUGUACUCAUUUUCCCUGACCUGAAGACAGACGUGAUGCAGUUGACCUCCAACAGACUCCAGGAAACUUUUAUUGAAGCUGCAUUCUUUGUAAAGUCUUUGAAAAUGACCCAUGGUUCUCAUAAAGCAAAGAGUAAAAGAACUAUGGAAAAUGAUUGAUGAUAUGAAAGUCUUCAAGCAAUUGAUCCCCAACAAAGUUUGAAACCCAACGAGGAGCAAUGAGCUGAUCCAAAAGCAGUGGAAACUUCCAUUGGCACUACUUGCUUGGUAAAGCCUCUGUCAUGGCGAAUGAUUCCCAGGAAGCAUGGAGGAAAGGGAAAAUUGAAAAUAAGGGAUUGUAAGUGAUUCUCAUGAAGGAAGCUGAAAUGGAGAGCUGGUAAAUGAUGGAUAAUGUGCUCCUCUGAAGAUUAGAUUUUCCUCAUCUGUCUUUUUGUAACGGAACCCCUGCCCUUCCACAAGGGGGUGGGGCACAUCCCUUCCUUGUAUACUUUAAAUACUGGACUCUUAAGGAGCCAGGGAGGAAGGAGCUGAUCCAAGAGCAGUGGGAACCUCUGUUGGCACUUCAUCUACUGUAAAGCUGUGGAAAAUGGCCAGUGAUUGUCACAAAUCAAGGAGGACAGGGAAGCUGGAAAAAGAGGGAUAGCAAAGUGAUUUUUAUCCCAAAUCUGGUAAAUAAUGGAUAAUGUGCUUCUCUGAAAAGAACACCUCCUCCUAUGUCAGCACUGGACUAUAAAUCCUAUACACUUGAUCCCUGACCUUGAGACAUUCUUAAAGCGCUUAAAGACCCCCAUUGGAUUAAGGGAACUUCUGUUGGAACUGCAUCUUUUGAAAAGUCUUGUAAAAUGGACAGAGAUUCUCUUGAAGAUAGAAGGAAAGGACUGUUGAUGUGCUUCUCUAAAGAAUGAAAGAUUAGAACUGCAUCCUCUAGCUCUUAGUGGUACCAAGAAAACAGCAGACAUAGAAAGAUACAAGCUAGAUAUGAAAUAUAGAUAUGGGAUAAUUUAAGUUUGGGAUAAGAACCACGCCUGAAACUCCUCCUUCCACCCCACACUCUAUAAAUCUCUUUCUCUCUCUUUCUAUCCACUCUGUUUCCCAUGAUGAAUCUGGGAAAGCCAGAGUCCGGCCCAAAUUUCUCACGUAGAGUUCCCCUCUUCUGUCCCAAGAUCAGUCAGGGUGUGGUCCAUGCUCAUAAUAACCAGAAAAACAUUGUUAAAAUAUCAUCCAAAACAAGUUAAAAGACAGUGUCUGAAAGAAAAAAUGAGAUAUGUCUAAGAACUUUCCAUUCUCUGUUUGCGGAUUGUUUCUGAAGCAUCACUGUCAUGUGAUUAUGGCCAUACACUGUUACCUUUAUUACUAUAAAGCACAUGGGGCUGCGCUGGAUCGAGUGGAUUAAUCUCUUCAUUGCUUGGUCUUCGUCACCUUUGUCUUAAAUCUUAAAUCCACCAAUCCUUGGGCUCCAGUAGUUAAAAAAGAAAAGAAAAAAACAUAACUAACUACUUUCUCGCAGCUGUAGCAUCACGCAUCACUAGCCUUCCAGCGAAGCAGACGAGCGUAAUGAGGAAUUGAUCUAAAAGAACAGUUCCAGGUUGUGUUGUGGGCGAUAGCGAUGGUGUGUGAAAUGGAGAAAGGGUGCAUGAAGUCAAUUCAUGUUCUGGGAUGGGGAUUCUGUAGCAGAUUGAAAGGUAUCGAUUAGACUGUAUCUUGUGUUUGCUAACCCUUGGUUUACAAGAAAUGUGCUGAAGUUGUGAUUCAUGUGGGAGAGGCUUGUUCCAGUUAAACCAAGAGCUACUAUUUCAUGGCUGGAUGAAGCCUUGGUGGCACUGCUGCACAGGAGGACUAGGCUCAAAUAGCUUUGCGGUAAUGGACGUGGUGUCUAGGGCUGUAGAUGUGAGGAAGGCUUGUAAAACUGGCUUUUUAAAGUCUGCUAGAGUGGCUGUAGGGUGACUACCAUGGGAGUUAUUUAGAUUUAAGGGCAUUUUUUAUUAGAUAUAGUCAUAUUUAUUUAGGUAUUACUAAUUAUUAUAUACAUAUUAUUGUUAAUGUUUAAUCUUUGCCUCUAAUCCUUGUUAGAAAAGGGAACUAACAAGGCAUACAGAAUUAACUUUAAUUCUUAAUGUACUGUGACUUUGAAAAAUAUUGCUGGGUGCACUGAAGACGUUUCUUUAAAGACUAAUGUUUUUGAUCUGAAGUUAAUAUAAAACUACGGUACAUUGACUAUGAAGUGCAAGUCAAGCACAAGUGUGAGUCUUUUCCCAUUUAUACAAUCGUUCACACUAAAUUGUGUCUGUUCAGGGGUUGGGUUGAGUGUCCCUGGGGCAUUUUUGUGCUAUUUUACAGUGAAAAAUUGAUAGUAUUUCAUGAUAUGUUUGAAAUGAGAAGUCUGUUUUUUACUCUUGCAUGCUUAGGAAAGAGGAACCGUUUGAGGAAAGGUAAUUUGAUGGCCACUGGGAAAUUUGUCAGUUAAUGUUCCAUGAUAUUGCAAAAUGACGAAACGGCGAAGAUGCCGGCGAAAACAUUCUUCAGCGUUGAACUUCGGAAAAGGUAGAAAAUGUAUCAACCAGGCAUAACAUUAUGACCACCUAUUUAUUUUUAGACCUAUUAUCUAUUUUUGAUCUCCACAGACCAUGUAGGAGCACUUCGUAAUUCUAAAAUUAUAGACUGUAGUCCUGUAUCUGUUUCUCUGAAUACUUUAUUAUCCACAUUUAACCAUGUUCUUCAAUGAUCAGGACCCCACAGGAGAGAAAACCACCACAGAGCAGCUAUCUAUAAUAUUUGGAUGCUGGGUGAUUAUUCUCAGCAUUGCAGUGACCCUGGAAUGGUGGUUGUGUAUGAGGUAUUAGUAUGUGUUGUGCUGGUACAGUGAGUGAAUCAGAUACAGCAGUGCUGCUGGAGUUUUUAAACACCUCAAUGUCACUGCUGGACCGUACCUGUCAAGUCUCACGUUUUGACCAGCAAACUACCAUAUUUUAUCCCUCUUUCCUGGCAUCCACCCGUAUUAGUAUUUUCCCAUAAAUUUCCUGUAUUUUAAUACAAAAAACAUUCAUGUGCCUCUCCAAACUAAUAUGCCACUAACCUCGUGAGAAUUGCCAACCAGGCUGCUGCAAGUGAACAACCCUGGAACAAGAAAUCAGAGAUGCAUGGAUGAAUGCAGAGGGCAUUACUGGCCAAAAAAACACCAUACUAUGAUACAUACUAUGUGCAUAUGUAUAUCAUACAUACUGACUGCAUAUGUAUACAUACAUUCUGACUACAGAAAAUAUUGAUUGAUCACAACAAAAUAAAAUUACAAAAAAUACUAUAUAUUAAUAUACAUAAUAUAAUAAUUCAUUUAUUAAAUUCUAAAUACUGUAUCAUAAUACUAUGAUACUGAAAUUGGUUGGGCUGGUGGGGCAGGUCGAAGCGGGUGGCAAAAAAAAAAUCUUUAUUUUUUAAUCCAAAACUUGACAGGUAUUUGCUGGACUGGGAAUAAUUCGCCAACAGUGUCCUGUGGGCAGCAUCCUGUGUGCAUUAAUGAAUGUCUAGAAGAUAACCAACACUGUAAACUGUGCAUCAACAGAUUUAGAGCUUCUGUCUCUGACUUUACUUUAUCUACAAGCUGUUUCAGCUGUAGAUAGGAGUGUGUGAUAGAGUGGAGGACAGUAAGUGAUUAAACACAGUGUUUAAAAACUCCAGCAGCACUGCUGUAUCUGAUCCACUCACUGUAUCAGCAGCACAACACGCACUAACACCUCAUACACCACUAUCCCAAAAAAUAAUAGCUGCUCUGGAAAACGGUGUGAAAACGGGGUGAAAGGAGGAUAAUAAUAAAGUGUACAGUGAAACAGAUACAGAACUACAGUCUGUAAUUAUAGAACUAUGAAGUGCUCCUCUAUGAUCAGUGGAGCUGAAAAAUGGAUGAUGGGUAUAGAAACAAGGAGAUGGUCAUAAUGUUGUGCUUAAAACACUUUCACCUUCAGUAUCUCUUCCCACAAAAACACACAGCUUGGUUUUGAAACACAAUGAAAUAUAUAUCCUCAGACCAAAUAUUCCAGAUAAUACAAGUGAUAUACCUCUGACUGCUCUCCCUGAUGUUCUUCUGCUUUAGGCCAAAUUCAUAUUUGCUCUGGUGAUCUAUAUAAUGGGCUCCAUCCCAUAAUUAGCACAGAUCUAUGCUAUUUAACCAAUGGCAUUCCAGACUCACGCUAAAGCUCUUCAGGGAUAGCUCUUCUCUUCCAGUGAGAUGGUGUGUGAACUUUUGGUGUGUCAAAACUUUGCUAUGAAUGCAAAAGCAUAGAGUUUUAAUGGACGGUUGCAUCUCUCCACCUGUCAGAAUGCAGAAUCCUGAGUGUUAAAUGAAGUUCUGCUGCAUUACACUAAUGUUCAAUAGUUUGGAAAAAAUCAUAUGAAUAGUAGAAACACAGUCUGGGUUCAGAUACAUGUAUUAAAUUAAUCUGAUGGGGUUUUAUAACAAAUAAAAAUGAUAACAAAUCAUAUUUUAAUGUAUACAGUUACAAAGAGCAGGACAGUAAAUAGCAUUAAGAUAUUCACAUUUAUCAAUUGAACUGUUUUUAUAGUGCAUUCAUGUCACACACGUAUCACUGGUAUAAUUUAUAAUGAUAAUAGUUAUCACUCUCUAAUCCUCUUAGUGGUCUCUAUUUUGUACCCAUGUAAACAACUCACAACAUGUGUAAACCAGGCUAAUAUACAGGCUUAGAUAUAUCCAGAAUAAUACAUGAAGCUGUAAUUGUGAUAUGAAUGAUUAGAUGAUUGACAGAGCUUUAAAACAUCAUGAAUUAAGUGAUUCAUGCCUAUCAAUAACUGAUAAGAAAUGGAUACAUUUGGUGUAUCAUCAAUGAAAUAACAUCAUAUCUGAAAACACAUACUGAUAGCCAGUUAUUGUAGUAUGUUUCAAUAUACACUGUGUAGGUUAUCAAUUUUUAUAAAAUAAUAGUUAUUAAUAAAACAAAAUAGUUAUUAAUAUAAUAAUAACAGGUGGCAGGUGAUAGUGUAACUUCGUAGUUUUGGCGUAUUUAAUAUUAAAGGGGAUAUAUUAUGCAAAACUCACUUUUUGCAAGCUGAAAGAGUUAGGUGACAGGAAUCGUGAUUUGCUUCUAUGAGCAUGUUUGGAUGUUCCCUUAUUCUGAUGUCACUAUAAGGAACUAUGCAUAGAACCACCCUGGCACCACCCCUGGCACCACCCCUCCGAUUUUAAAGGUCCACCAUUUUGGCCAUUCUGGUUGAGAAGCUCAGGUAGUACACAGCAGAAUUAGCCAGUAGACGUCUUCUGAGGGAGGGAUCUGUACCUGCUGUCUGUGGAAAGUCAGUAGGUGAAGAAGAUGAAAGUACUUUCAAAUAAGGAGUUUUGUGCUUCUAUGACUGGCUUGUUCUUGGUUUGCCAUUUAGCACAAGCUAACACUAACUUGUGGUGAACGUUCGUAAGUGACAGAGCCCUUAAACGCUCACUCUCAAAGGGACUGAUACUAGCAAGAAUAGAGCAGUGGAGUGAUUUUGUGCAAAGAACUAACUUGUGUAAAAGGUGUAAUAUGUCCCCUUUAAUAUAAAAUGUAGAAAAUAAGUUAAAUAAUAAAGAAAAAACACUGAAUAAAAAGGAGUGCCCAAAUAUUUUACUGUAUAUACUGUGUAUUUUCUAAUCCGCAGAAGGUAUUUCACUAAUAACAAGUGGUUCCAGACUAUUGAACAGUAGUGCAGUGUGUGUAUUCACACUUACAGAGCUGAGGUAUUAGUAUUAUAUGUUGGAUGGUAUUAUUAUAUGGAUGUCCGUACUGUCCUAAUUAUCAGCUCAUCUGUCCGCUCUAUUCGGGUGCCAAACACCACCGCUUCACACCGAGCGAUCCUCACAGAAGAUCUGCACAAAUGUACACGGGUGCACAUGGGAUUAAAACUCUCACACAUACACAGAUACGUGACCUGCACACGUGCACGCUGGUAUCCACACACUCGCAUACAGAUAUCCUGUACUUUUUUCAGACAUAACCACCAUACUUAUGCUAUGCUAAUACAUUUAUUUGUAUUCUCUCUCUCUCUCUAUCUUUUCUCUCUCUAUCUCUCUCUCUCUCUGGUAUCUCUGAUGUGAUAUCCUUGAAUAUGACUCUCGCACACUCUUCGCCUCUACACGGUUGAACGUAUUUGAACUGAUUUUCUCCACUUCUGGUAGCAUGUUCUGUUCUGUUCUGCUGUUGUUGUAUGAGACAGGCAUGCAGACCAAAACCUUCCGAGCCCUGGCGUCUCCUCCACCUCCAUAUAGCGUGCCUAAACAUGGAUAUCCAUUCAAAACAAAUGUUACAAAUCUCUAAUAAAUGAUAUAAAAUAAAUAUAUUAAUAUAUCAGA